Molecule: messenger RNA, 1349 nt
Organism: Ilex paraguariensis (yerba mate)
Lineage: Eukaryota; Viridiplantae; Streptophyta; Magnoliopsida; Aquifoliales; Aquifoliaceae
Source: the annotation of a GenBank genome assembly
AAGACUUUGGCCCCUGUCUCUUUUCACAAACUCCGACGCCAAUAGGAAAAGAGAAAACUAUAUUCGUUGUUAUAAUUUCAUCGAGGGCGGUCGAGAUCGAAGACCUCAAAUCGAGGGUUCGAAGUCCAAAUAUCAAAAAAUCUUUAUUUGGAAUCGUCUUGUUCGAUCUUUGAUUGUAGUUUUUGCUGGUCAAAGAAGUAAAGGAACUUUUUGUGACAUCAUCUUCCGUUGAAGCUGUGAGAUGGCAGAGAAAGCAUGUGUAAAGCGCCUUCAGAAGGAAUAUAGAGCAUUGUGUAAAGAACCUGUUUCCCAUGUUGUGGCCCGUCCUUCUCCAAAUGACAUUCUCGAGUGGCAUUAUGUAUUGGAGGGUAGUGAAGGAACAGCUUUUGCAGGUGGAUAUUACUAUGGAAAGAUCAAGUUUCCUCCAGAGUAUCCCUUUAAACCACCAGGAAUCAGCAUGACUACUCCUAAUGGACGGUUUAUGACACAAAAGAAAAUUUGCCUGUCAAUGAGUGAUUUCCAUCCAGAAAGUUGGAACCCGAUGUGGUCUGUGUCAAGCAUACUUACAGGGCUUCUUUCAUUCAUGAUGGACAAUAGUCCUACCACCGGCAGUGUAAAUACUACUGUGGUUGAGAAGCAACGGCUUGCAAAGGCUUCUCUGGCUUUCAAUUGUAAAAACCCAACGUUUAGGAAAUUAUUUCCGGAGUAUGUGGAGAAGUAUGAACAACAGCAGCUCUCUGAGCAGCCUGUUCCAGAGCAGUUACCAUCAGUGCCAACUCAAGAAGAUAAUUCCCGAAACUUGUUGGAGAAGCGUGGUAAUUUGAUGAGAGAGGAACCAAAUAGAGUUGAAGCCCCCAUAGACAUGAAUAACCGGAAGCGGAAAUCUUUUCCAACCUGGGUCCUGUUGCUGUUAGUUUCCAUUUUUGGUAUUUUAAUGGCCUUGCCUCUGCUUCAACUUUGAUAUUCCCACUAUGAGGGAAAACCUUAGGAUGCUUGGUAGGCAUAGCCGCUUGCAACCUUUUUUUGUGUUUUUUUUUGUUCUCACUUGCUGCUUCAAUAGACUUCUUCUCUUUAAUGUUAUGUCUGGGGAUUGUCAUGUACCUAAUGAAACUUGUAUAGGGGUUGUGCUAAUGGAGGACGAUCAAUUAUACCUUUAGGCCAAGGUGAUUCCCCUUCUAUUUUACUGUUUUGCAGUUUCUUUGGUCAAUGUUGAAACAUUACAUGCUUGUAAUGUUUCCUUGAUUGAUUCAGAGUUUCUGUUGGUUUCUGUUUUCUUGAUACUUCCACCUUUCUUGUCUCUAUGAGACGUGGAUCCAUGAAAAAUUUAGAUCUGGUGGUGCAGCCUACAG